This is a messenger RNA of Chlamydomonas reinhardtii, 633 nucleotides long. RefSeq lists its product as uncharacterized. The coding region runs from base 106 to 471 and encodes 121 amino acids. Lineage: Eukaryota; Viridiplantae; Chlorophyta; Chlorophyceae; Chlamydomonadales; Chlamydomonadaceae. The record is from RefSeq and is a predicted model, not a curated record. The transcript has 2 exons.
GCAUAACAGUCCACUGUGCGCCAGAAGAACAAAGAAGAAGGAAAUUAUUGCCCAGCUUCUAUCCUAUAGCCCAGCAUCUAGCCUAUGAAAUUUGGAGGGUAGCGCAUGUCAGGGCCGUGUAGGGUGGAGGCACAGCUGGCGGCAGUCGCGACAACAGCUGCCCAGCCACCAUCAAGGUACCUUGGAGCUGCAAGCCGCAGGCAGAGCUCGCGCUGGAGCCAGAUGGCGUGGAUGACGACCCACCUCCUCGCGCGGCGCCAGUCGCGCUUUGACGCGGCGGUCAAUUUCCUGGUAUGGGAGUUCUCGCGAUUGCACGUUGAGGCGCUGGAGCUCACGUGCUGCUUCCAGCUGCACACCAUAUGCACGCCGACGUCCGGCGGUAGGCAGCGGAGGAGGGCUGGCUGGGCUGGCGGGCGCUCAGACCGCACUGCAGCAGGCGGCCUCCAACCUGAGGUUCAUGAGGAGGUAUAGAUGCUGGCUAAUCAGCAGUGAGAUCAGCUGGAGGCUGCGAAGAUGCUGGCCGUGAUAGGCUGACAGCGCGAGGUUCAGGCAGCUGAGGCGGACGUGGCGGCAGCGCAGGGCCGCCUGGCGCAUGUGCAGCAGCAGCCGCACUGCACUUCCCCAAUUUUCAAG